UAGAAAUGGUGGGUAUGAGACAGACACAGAAAGAAAGAGCGUUAGAGAGAGAGAGAAAGAGAGAGAGAGUCGGGGAUUUCGCUGUAAUCAUGUUCGAAGAGUAUUGAUUCCGUGAGCGCACUCCAAUUGGCAGCAUCUCUACUAUAUAGUACAGCGCCGGCGCGUCAUCCUCGGCUCACAUCGACGGGAGCGAGUUGUAAGCAAAUGAGAACAUGUGUGGCAUCUGAGAGAGAGAGAGAGAGUGAGAGGAAGGAGCAAAAAGGAGGUGUGAGAAAAGCCAAUUUUCUCGUCCCUGACAACUGGAUGCGAGAUUUGAUUGCCGGGCUAUUUUCUUUCUCUUCUUUUUAUAUAUCUAUAUUAUUUUUUUUCUUCUCCCAUCCAAGGAAAUGAUCGAUUCGUCACAUGCGCACGCCUCUUCAUUAUAAUUGCAGACAGUUGGGGUGCUGUUCAGGCUGAAUGGACUUGAAUAUGUCGCUGCCAGCGUAAUCCGUGCAGACUGGAAGAUUUAAUAAUUCACGGAUUUAUCGACGGCUGCUUUUGCUUCCUUAUCUGAAAUAUCAUCUGUUGCUGCAACUGGAAUGAAAAGCCCCCGUGACUGGCUGAGGAACGCUGAAGACUUAGUGUAAUAGGAUGAAACGGAUUGAAUAAGACAUAUUUUUUCCAAUAAUAUAGCACUUUAGUUAAAAUGGACAAGAAAUUGCUAUUAUUUUUAUUACUACUCUUAUCUCUACACACAAGGUUGUGAUUUUCUUUUUUUUAUUAUUCACGAUGAUUGUCCUACUCCAGUGAAUUGGCUCUGAUUGAUUCUGACUGAGCUUAAUAGGCAUAUUACAAAGCAGAUUCCAACGUGAAGUGCUGCUGAGGACAGUUUCGUCCCUUCAUUUCGGUUUUUUUUUUAUUUAUUUUAAUAUAUUUCCCUCUAAAGGGAUAAAUGUUGAUGAUGGAGGACGACGAACUGGACGCUCAUCAGGUUGAUCCGGACUUCGAGCCGCAGAGCCGGCCUCGCUCGUGCACCUGGCCACUGCCAUGCCCAGAGGACUUCCCCGGCGGACAAGAGGUGAGCGGGGGUCUCCCGCUGGCCAGCAUCAAGGUGGAGCCGGAAGACGUGCCGGCGUGCAGAGCCGGGCUCGCGGGCGGCAGUCCGGCAGAGCUAAAGCACCCGACUGGGGCCCCGGCACCCACGGUCGCGACGCACCCGUGCCUGGCCGGCGCGGCACUCGACGUGACCGGGUCCUUGCGCAAAGCCAAGUCCUCUCGUCGGAACGCGUGGGGGAACCAGUCCUACGCGGAUCUCAUUACCCGCGCCAUUGAGAGCACCCCGGAGAAGAGGCUCACGCUGUCACAGAUCUACGACUGGAUGGUCCGUUAUGUGCCGUAUUUCAAGGAUAAGGGCGACAGCAACAGCUCGGCUGGUUGGAAGAACUCCAUUCGACAUAACCUUUCCCUCCACACUCGAUUCAUCCGGGUGCAAAAUGAAGGAACAGGGAAGAGUUCCUGGUGGAUGCUAAACCCAGAUGGAGGAAAGAUGGGAAAAGCCCCAAGGCGACGGGCGGUCUCCAUGGACAAUAGCACUAAAUACUUAAAAAGCAAAGGCAGGAUCAGAGGCAAGAGAGUAGGUCGUCCUGGGAUUGGAGCAGGAUCUGCUGUAGGGGGCCUUCAAAGCUCCCCAGACCAUGGUAGUCCAUCACGGAAAGCCCUCCCAGGGCCGGGAGUUGCAUCUGGGACAGAUGGAGAGUUUGACACUUGGACCGACCUCCAUUCUAGGGCUAGUUCAUCAGCUUCCACCUUAAGUGGACGUCUCUCACCUAUCUUAGCAGAGGUAGAACCAGAGGAACCAGAAGAAGGUGGUCUAUCCUGUUCUGCCUCCCCUCACCUUUAUCCAUCACCAACCAGUGCCCGCUCUCCAUCAAUGGGGGCAGGAAAUCAUUGUCCUCCACUUGAACAGCUGCCUCAACUGGCUAACCUAGCAGGUGCCAUAAGUUUAGAUGAGCAGAUGAUGGAGGAUGGUUAUCAUCAUCAUUGUCCACAGCAACAUCAACAACAUCCUGCUGUUGGCCGAAAUAAGCACCAAACUCCUGUGUAUCACUACAACUCUGGAAUGAAGGGGCAGGUCUCCUAUGGUGGAGGAGUCUACAACACAACAGGGAUGGGUAUUCUUCGUCACCACUCACCAAUGCAGACCAUUCAGGAGAACAAGGCUACCAGUUUUUCUGGAACCAUGCGGGCAUACUCGAGUACAAAUGCACUACAGAGUUUAUUGACAGGAGGUUCUGCGGUGCAACAGUACAGUUCUAAAGACCUGAUGCUGGGACAGGAGAGGGAAGGCCAUCCUAUGUUGGGUCAAGCGAGUAAUGGAGUAGGACCCAACCACCAUAGCCACCAUCCUGUGCACCACAAUGGAAUUCAUAACCAUAAUAGAACUCACAACCACACCACUGGUCAUAAUCACAACAGUGUAAGCAACCACAACCCACCUCACAGCCUUGCUCACAAUGGUCACAAUCUCAGCCGGAGCCAUACCCACACACCACCACGAGCGGCAGCUCUGACCCCAUGUGGAAACAGCAAUCAGCUACAGACUUACAAUCACAAAGCUCCCUACUUGUACAGCCCCCCAUCCCAUGCUCACCUUCCUGCUUCUACAACCCUGCCCCCUAACCCAGCGGGUAUGCUUGGCAUGCCUCAGGAUUCCUGUCACGUGGCUUCCACCCCACACCCGCGUCACAGUCAUUACCCAGACUCACAACACCAGGGUUUGACUAAUGGACCCUACCAUCAUGGCCAGGGAAUGGGUAACGGCAGUGUUGGUAGUAGCUACCAUGGCUAUCAUCAGCCUUACCCUCAUGACAGAUUACCAGCUGACUUAGACAUUGACAUGUUUCAUGGUAGCUUGGACUGUGAUGUGGAGUCCAUCCUCCUACAUGACAUUAUGGACUCAGGGGAGGAGAUGGAUUUUAACUUUGACUGCUCCCUUGCUCAGGGGGUUGGGAUUGGAAUGGGAAUGGGAAUGGGUGUGACUAUGGGCAUGGGAAUGGGAAUGAGCGGUCUGGCCGGUCCACAGCAGGCCCACAGCAACCAGAGCUGGGUACCUGGCUGAACUGAAAAACAAAAACUCCAGGACUGCGAUCCAACUUUUGAAGCACUGUGCCCUACCAUGACAUUCCUGGCUCUGAACAAAGCCUAUAGGACCAAGCACCCCACCCUAUCUUUUUUGUUGUCUUACUCUAUCACCCCUACUCUGUUUAAUCCCCUUCUUACUGAGAGAUCUACUUCAUGUCAGAUUAAUUUUUUUUCUUGAAUCAGCUGUACUGUGAUGACAAUCUCUCAACUGUGCUUGUCCGGCAUCGCUUCUCAUUUACCAUGAGAACUGAACUCUGAAUGCACUUUAUUGCAAGUGGGUCACAUCUCACGGUGCAAUGCCUUCACAGAGCAGCUCAGGCAGAGCUUGGCUUGUUUCUAAGGUGCAUGCAACAUUUGACAGGAACAAGCAAGGAACACAACCAACUAAUGAAAGCGUCAGAAAUAGGAACUAAAAAGCUGGAUUUUUUUUCUGGUGCGGCAGAGACUAAUUUACAAAUGUCUACUAAUUUUGAUUGGAUGCUUGAUAACAGUGAUUCUGUAUUGGGGUGCAAAAAUGUACUUCUCUAAAAUUUCAUAAUUUCUUACCAUAUUUAAAAGAUGAGUUUUGACAGUGAUUUAUUUGACAGUUUUUUAUUAUGAUUAAAAUUUAUUUCAAAUAAAUUUAUACACAUGCAAAUUCAGAAAUUCUAAUUGAUUUUUCUUCUGCAGCCAUGUUAUUUUAAUUUUUCUACUUUACGUUACGAAGGUUGGAUUUUUUUCUUGAAUGUAACAUGUAAAGACUGCAUUGCCAUUGGUUACUAAAGACUCAUCAUGUCAUUAAAUGCAUGCCAUCAUUAGUGGCAAGCAUGCAAUUUGGCAAAUUACAGAUAUUUUUAUUACCUUGCUUCACCUGCGCUUCUUGAACUGGUUUGUCUCUCCCCUGUCUGUCUGGUGUUGCAGACAAAGUGACCAUUCCUCACACCAAGCCAUUAAUGUGGCUUGAUUGAAAUUCAGCAUCUUGCUUUUAAUCUCCAAAGUGAUGCAGAGGCAAUGUGUCAUUAUUGAGAAUUUAACGUGUUGUCCUUCCUUGCUCACCCCCAGCUGUCUUUAGCAUAAUGCACCAGGAGCAUUCAGACAAAACGGUGAUUAACUUUAUGUCACUCUGCCUGCCGCUCUGCUCUGAGAAGGGGCAAUGUCACUGUCCACUUUCCCGCUCAAGGAGGGUAAAUAAUACAGAGAACAAAGCCUGUUGUUGCAGUGGGAUCAGUUAGUCUCAGUUUUUAUGCUCUUUGGAUCAAUGUGUCUGAAAAACAGUAGUGUACUCACAUCGUAAAUGAUCUCCAUCAUCUGUGUUAUGUUCCUUUGUUUUCAAAUCUAAUAACCUGAUGUUCAAUCUGUAAAACAGGUGCAAAGGGAAAUACUUAAAGGGACAGGUAUGGAUUUUUGAAUUAAGGUUCUGGAAAAAGGUUAACUAACUUCUAAAAUCAUAUGUGAAAUAUAUAUUUGUCUUAGCAUCUUCAUUAAGUCUAAAUCAAGAUUAGUUGAGCCUAGAGGUUCAAGCUAAUUUCUAGUCCAAAGUGGACUUAUUUUGUCUUGAAACCAAACCUUUGAUCUGAAAAAUGUGCAAACUCUAUUUCAUAAACCUUUAAACUAUUGUCACAUUUGCAUUGGACAGUGGUUGGGACUUACAAGGGAAAUGAUGGUAGGUGGUGUGCCACCAAUGAUCUUCCUUUUAUAAAAGAACACAGAGUGGAACGUAAAUCGCUUUUCUUCAGAGUAACCACCUAACAGAAUGUGUAUAACUAUAAUGUUUUUGCUUUUUACACUUAUCUUGUGUCUUAAACAUUUACUCUUACCAGAAAUGCUUUAUAGCUUCUGUUCUCAGUAUGUGUUUUGCAAAGGAAGUUAAUUUGUGGUGCAUUGCCUCCCACCUGUUUUGUGUAAAAGCUGCUCAAUGCAAACAUGACAGUGACAGAUGUUUCCAAAGGUGGCAUGGAGGUGGUGUGGGGAAAGAGGGGUGAGAAUGAUAUACUUGAGUUAAUACACCAAGAUUGGACAGAAGCCAUGCCAAAUUUCAGAAAUAGUAUAUUGUUUCCAUUAAAUAUAGGCUGACUUUAUUUGCAUUUUCUAACCUUAAUUUAACUAAGUGAACUACAAGUCUCUCUCUCUCUCUCUCUCUCUCUCUCUCUCUCUAUCUAUCUAUCUAUCUAUCUAUCUAUCUAUCUAUCUAUCUAUCUAUCGAUAUGUUGAUAUAUAUAUAAUUUUAAUUUUUUUACAGGGGUGUCCUGCCAUAAAAAUUGCAGGUACAAGGGGCUCAUAAACAAUAGACAUUUGAUUAUUGGACAACAAUUUGGCCAAUAAUCAAAUGUCAGUUUAGCCAAUGCCAGUUUAGCAAUAACUGCUAAGUAAAUAAAUAAAUAACAACUGUUGCAAUUCACUAAAACUUGUGUUCAAUGCACUUAAAUUCAUACUCUCAUUAAAUUGUGUUCAUUAGAUCUUUCUGGCUAUGCAGGGAGAUUAAUGGGUCAAGCCAAUAUGCCAAAGGUUCAUAAAAUUAGUGCUCAUAUUAGACAUUUUUUAGACUGAAGGUGUUUUAAGACAGUAGAAAACGACAUUAGUUUUAGUCUCUUUCAAACUACAUAGCAGUGUCAUGUUACAGGGCCAUCUAAUCUGGAUUAAUACCAAUAGAAUAAAUAAUGUUGUGCAGGUAAGACAUUAACUGAGUAUGAAAUUCUAGCAGAGCCACAGUUCAAAAAUCCUGAACUACUUCUUUUCAAAACAAGCAGUCUGAGUGGUUAUCAUAAAGAAUGGGGUCAAAAUGCCACACAAUCAUCCACAUCUACUUUUUGUGUGUUUAUUCUGUUGUCUUGUAGUUGUUGUUGUAUUGUUUGAAAUCUAAGGGGCAGACAAUGACAGGACUUGAAACAUCAUAGUGUAUGAAUUGAAUCCAUUGGUGAAACAAUGUUGGUAUAGUGCAGUAUGACCUUCGCAAGAUCCAAUGCCAUCUGCCCCUCCCAUAUGUGCUUUGCUCAGUCGUUUUGUUGGUGAGGGGGCGUGUCUGCAAUUUGGUUUACCACUGGCCUUGAGAGAGCUAAAGAGAAUAGGAUACACCUCUUCUCAAGAUACCCCAAGAAGACUCCACUUUCUGCUCCAAGCACUCAUACAAAAAAGAAACACAUUGUAAGGGGAUAAAGGGUGGAGUGGGUGUUAUUUUUGCAGCCAAAGGUCAAGCAUGGCACAGACUAUCAGACCCAAUAUUGAGGUAAAUUACGUUUCUUUCAGGCCUUUUAGUUGCGCUGGUUCCAGUUAAUCUUUGUGGAAAAUGCGUGGAAUUUUAUAAGUACUUCAACCUCAAGAAGCAGUUAUGUUCUAUUCUAUGCUACAGAUGUUUAGCAAUCCCCUGCUAUUGGAAAGAGAGCUAUAUAUGAUGUCUAAUUUUCUUAUAUUUAUUUAUGAAAGAGAUCUGUCUUUGUCAUUCCUAAUUGUGAUUGCUGUACAAGUCCAAUGUUGUCCUUUUUCUGUUUUUUUUUAACUGACCUUCUCCUUUUGCCAGUUUUACUGACUUUUAUUUUGUAAAAAUCUCUCUCUCUCUCUCUCUUUCUAUAUAUAUAUAUAUAUAUAUAUAUAUAUAUAAAUAUAUAUAAAAUGUACAAUAGUUUCUAAGAAUCUCAAAAGAUUAUCAGUUUGCUGUCUAUUUCUUUUUUUAAGAGAAUGUAUCUCAU
Molecule: messenger RNA, 6782 nt
Organism: Xiphophorus couchianus (Monterrey platyfish)
Lineage: Eukaryota; Metazoa; Chordata; Actinopteri; Cyprinodontiformes; Poeciliidae
Product: forkhead box protein O3-like
Exons: 3
Coding region: 932-3097 (721 amino acids)
Biological process (GO): regulation of transcription by RNA polymerase II
Cellular component (GO): nucleus
Molecular function (GO): DNA-binding transcription factor activity, RNA polymerase II-specific; RNA polymerase II cis-regulatory region sequence-specific DNA binding
Source: RefSeq, a predicted model, not a curated record